Opisthorchis viverrini is the source of this 711-nucleotide messenger RNA. RefSeq lists its product as hypothetical. The annotation marks the transcript as partial. The record is from RefSeq and is a predicted model, not a curated record. Lineage: Eukaryota; Metazoa; Platyhelminthes; Trematoda; Opisthorchiida; Opisthorchiidae. The transcript is spliced from 5 exons.
AUGGACAUUUUGCCCUUCUUAUCCAUACUACUUGUAAGUAUCACUGUGACCGCUGAAGAUUUGGACCAGAAGUGCAGGAUUGAACCGAAUUCUUGGCCUAAGUGGAAGAAGAUGUCCCUCAGUCAGACUGUCGUUUUCCUUCUAAUAAGCAGAUGGGAAUUCGCCCUUAUUUAUGGAAUUUUCAUAACGGAGACUACUCACAAGGUUGCUGAAAACUUUUCGACAGCCCACGAUCGGUUUCGUCCAUCUUGGGGCUCAUCAAGUGCGUGCAGUCCCCGAGGUUCCGUCAACCUUCUGUUCUACUUGUGCCCAAAUUGGACUGUUUUCGAGAAAUACACUCUUGUUCCAUAUGUGCCCAUGAAUUUUGUUCAACUGCUUUGGUUGCUGAAAAUCUGUCGAAAGCCCAAGACCGGUUUCACCCUUUUUGUCGCUCAUCAGGCGCAGUUACCGGGUUUCCGUCAACUUCAUGCUUUACUUGAACCCAAAUUGAACUGUUUUCGAGAAAUACGCUCAUUCCCGAUUCGUGUAACGCCACCUCAUGUUUCAGUUGGCACGACAUUCGAGAUAUCGAAGUAUAUUUUCAUAAAGGAAACUACUCAAAAGUUUGCUGAAAACUCUUUGACAGCCCAUGGCCCGUUUCGCCCUUUUAGGGGCUCAUCAGGUAGGCGCAGUCCUCGGCUUUCCGUCAACCUUAUGUUUUACUUGAAACCA